AUGGACACAAGUUGUGUGCAGCCUAUUAAGCUAGCCAGGGUUACCAAGGUGCUGGGCAGGACCGGUUCCCAGGGAAUUCAUUGUCGACACGAGCCGCUCCACAUCCGCAACGUGAAAGGCCCUGUGCGCGCGGGCGACGUGCUCACUGUAUUGGAAUCAGAGCGAGAGGCUCAGAGGCUGCGCUGA
Eptesicus fuscus (big brown bat) is the source of this 186-nucleotide messenger RNA. Its product is annotated as 40S ribosomal protein S28-like. Gene Ontology annotation, biological process: ribosomal small subunit assembly; translation; maturation of SSU-rRNA. The transcript has a single exon. Lineage: Eukaryota; Metazoa; Chordata; Mammalia; Chiroptera; Vespertilionidae. Bases 1 to 186 code for a protein of 61 amino acids. The record is from RefSeq and is a predicted model, not a curated record. Gene Ontology annotation, cellular component: ribosome; cytosolic small ribosomal subunit. Gene Ontology annotation, molecular function: structural constituent of ribosome.